Messenger RNA from Pongo pygmaeus (Bornean orangutan), 816 nucleotides. Its product is annotated as sulfotransferase 1C3-like. The record is from RefSeq and is a predicted model, not a curated record. The transcript is spliced from 7 exons. Gene Ontology annotation, molecular function: sulfotransferase activity. Lineage: Eukaryota; Metazoa; Chordata; Mammalia; Primates; Hominidae. The coding region runs from base 85 to 816 and encodes 243 amino acids.
CGUGUCGCUGGGUUUCCAGGAACCGGUUUGACUAAAGGCAGCAAGCUGCUUCCUCUGGUGCCUGAGAUACCAGGGACACAUUGGAUGCAAGAAAUUUUAGACAUGAUUCAAAAUGAUGGCGAUGUGGAGAAAUGCAAAAGAGUCCCUUCUCUACAUAGACAUCCUUUCCUUGAACUGAAAUUUCCCCAUAAAGAAAAAUCAGAUUUGGAGAUUGCUCUUCAAAUGUCCUCACCAAGACUGAUAAAAACACAUCUCCCUUCACAUCUGAUUCCACCGUCUAUCUGGAAAGAAAACUGCAAGAUUGUCUAUGUGGCCAGAAAUCCCAAGGAUUGCCUGGUGUCCUACUACCACUUUCAUAGGAUGGCUUCCUUUGUGCCUGAUCCUCAGAAUUUAGAAGAAUUUUAUGAGAAAUUCAUAUCAGGAAAAGUUGCUUAUGGGUCCUGGUUUGACCAUGUGAAAGGAUGGUGGGCUGCAAAAGACACGGACCAGAUCCUCUAUCUCUUCUAUGAGGAUAUUAAAAAGAAUCCAAAACAGGAGAUCCACAAGGUGUUGGAAUUCUUGGAGAAAACUUUGUCAGAUGAUGUUAUAAACAAGAUCAUCCACCAUACCUCAUUUGAUGUAAUGAAGUAUAAUCCAAUGGCCAACCAAACUGCGAUACCGUCUCACAUAUUCAAUCACUCCAUCUCAAAAUUCAUGAGGAAAGGGAGGCCUGGAGACUGGAAGAACCAUUUUACUGUGGCUAUGAACGAGAACUUUGAUAAGCAUUAUGAGAAGAAGAUGGCAGGGUCCACACUGAACUUCUGCCUAGAGAUCUGA